AUGAAGGCUACUUUGCUGCUUGUGGCAGCCGUCGGCUUGGCUGUUCCAAUCAGGUCUUUUGAAGUCAAAGUCGUAGGCAGAAGUCAAAAAAGCCAAAGUCAGAACCAACUUCAAAUUCUUUUGAAGUCAAUGUCAGAACCAACUUUCUACGUCGCACAGGAAAGACAGUCUAACCGGAGACAUCAAACUCAGAGAGGUAGUUAUCUAGAACAACCAAACCGAUACCAGAACCAAUUUAGCUCUGAAAAUCAAUUCAAUUUUGGAUCAAUCAAGUUCCAGCAGCAAGGCAACCGACCAACUUCCGGGUUCCCUUCUCACCAAGUCAAGUAUGACAAUUUUGGAAACCCCAUCAGACAACAAUUUAGCACUCAAAACCAAUUCACUCAACCUUCCGGUGGCAGAUUCUCGGCUCAGCCUGGAGCUGGCAGCUCGUUCACGCAGUUUGGCCAGUUUGGGCAAUCGCAACCACCAAGUCAAUUCGCUGGGUCCACUGCCAGCCAAUUUGCUCAGCCAAGCCGCUUUGCUCAGCCAAGUAAAUUUGUUCAACCGAGCCAAUUUUCUCAGCCAUUUAGACAACAACAUAGUCAAUUUGUAAGCACACCAACUGGCCAGAUCGCGCACUCAAGCCAAUUUCCCCAAACAUUCAAUCAAUUCGGUCAACAAGCAUCAAACCGAUUGGCCCAAGCCCAGUUUAGAGCCCUAAACUAUGCUCCUGUACGUCAGGUCAGCCAAGUCAAUCAAAUAGGCAUUCAGUUUGGAAACCAGCCUAUUGGAUUCCAGCAGGGAUCGCCUUCUUUCGGCAACCAGUUCAGCCGGCAGCAACAAGCCAAUUUCCAGAGCACGGGUAGCAGCAUCUCUGGUCGGCAACAGACUGCGCCCUUUGGAAGCGUUCAGCAGCCGAAUAAUUUUGCGGGAUGA
Molecule: messenger RNA, 918 nt
Organism: Hyalella azteca
Lineage: Eukaryota; Metazoa; Arthropoda; Malacostraca; Amphipoda; Hyalellidae
Product: actin cytoskeleton-regulatory complex protein SLA1-like
Exons: 1
Coding region: 1-918 (305 amino acids)
Source: RefSeq, a predicted model, not a curated record